Neocloeon triangulifer is the source of this 656-nucleotide messenger RNA. RefSeq lists its product as uncharacterized. Lineage: Eukaryota; Metazoa; Arthropoda; Insecta; Ephemeroptera; Baetidae. The transcript is spliced from 2 exons. The coding region runs from base 134 to 478 and encodes 114 amino acids. The record is from RefSeq and is a predicted model, not a curated record.
GAUUCAUCUCGCAAGUUCUUCUCUGUCAAAAGUGCCGACGAAUGUUUUCGCGGCCCCGUGGCAGACAUAGUCGUAGCCUAGCCCUCAAACAGACCACAAGCCCCCUAGAAGCCCCUGAAGAGGAAAUUUUAUUAUGAUGGUGAUCCGCGAAGUUCAAACGACGAUCGUGCCCCGCAACUACACCCUGACAGACUCGCCGAGCCUGAGGCGUGCUCUGGAGCGCAACUACUCUUCUUACUCGAGCACCAAUAGUUCGUUGUUGAGCAGUCGAGUGUCCACGUCGCGCACCUCCACCUGCUCAACCUUCGAGAGACGCACGUACAAGCGCCGCACUUACAAUUACUGCGAACGCACGGCCGAGCGGUCCGGCUGUUAUUCGUACUCGAUCGACGGCUCGAGACGCCGGCCCGAAUGCUUCUCCUACCGCAACUACUACAGUAGACGCUUCCCCUGUACAAAUCUGUUCGUGCUUUAUUAAAUUAUUCUUCUGUUAAAAAUAAAAAUAAAUAAAUAAAUUGUCAGAUCUAAGAGAAGGGAAUGUGUGAAUAAAAUUAUUUAACUCAGUCAUCAGUAAGGAUUUCAAUGUGUUAUUUUUUUUUAGAAUGAAAGAAGGUAUGAAUAAAAUGGUCAAAUUUUAAAUCUGCCAAUUUGAAUAA